GGCUUCUACAUGGAUCCCGCCUACGCCAUGUGGAGCUCCAAGGGCAAGGGGAAGUCCAAGAACAAGGACUCCUAUCGCCCAGUCAAUGCCUACCAGAGCGAGCUCUUCGUUGGCGGCCUCGACAUGGUUCUUGAAGCGGCCGCUGUCUCCCCUGAUCCUGUGGACCCAAAUGUGGGAAUGAUCGACUGUGGUGCCACGGCCAGCGCUGCACCCGAAGCUGUGGUGAAGGGCUUGAUCAAUGCAGUUCUUGCCCAGGACCGUAGCGCUCAGAUCGAGAUGGACCAAGCCUCGCGCCCGUACUUCAGGUUUGGGAAUGGGCGCUGGGGUCGGGCACUUUGCAAGGUUCGUUUCUGUAGCCGAGCUUCGGGAAGUCCGCGACAUUUUGCCCUGUAUGUCCUUCCGAACCCUUCUGAGUACUACCAAGCCGACUUUGAUAAGGGAUCUCUUGUACCAGUGCUGAUUGGAAUGGAUCAUCUUGGCCCCAGUGGUGUCGGAAUGAUGAUAGACUUUGCCUCAGGUCUUGCUAUGAACACUUCAGAACCUAAUCCGUCCAUCUAUAAGCUGGAUAAGAGCAAGAAAGGGCACUACGUUCUCGACAUUGUCCGGUACUUAACCAACGGGGUCAAGGUCCUGGAAGGUCAAGCUCAUGUCUUAGUCCGAUCAAGUCCUUCCCUGGCAUGUGGAAUGGAGCAGCAAGUGCUUGAGUUGCGUACCAUGUGGUUUGAUUUGGCAGCUUGUGAUCAUGAUCUGGAUGAACGAGACAGAUCCGUUGCUGAGACUAGGAUGCCAAUCGAUUGUUUUCGACUCCCUCCUCUUCGCGCUCACCAGAUGUCGGCGACCUCGUCUCGCCACCUGGAUCCGGAGGUGAACUCCCUCCUGCAACAAGCAGCCAAGGCGAAACCGAAGGCCAAGGCCAAGCCGUUGGACAUGAGCCGUGCACAGAAGAUCGACCUUCGGGACCCGAGCGGCGAAAACUCAGUGUGCGAUGUUCGUCUACUCUAUGUUCCCCGACACGGAUCAACCGGACAAUCCACGCAGUGCAAGAACCCGGAGAUGGUGGCCCGCUGUCUUCGCGAACUUCGCAAAAUGUUGGGCGAUCGUCUCCCCCAUGCCAGUCUGGUUCAUGCAACGCAGGCCAAGAUCGAUGCAGAGGAAACCUUGAAUGUGAUGAUCAACGAGCAUUUGGCGACCACGCCCAAUGCAACUCCGGCGACGAUCAAUCCUACAAGUGUCACAACGACGGCCGGCUACUCCACCGCGAGCCCCGACAGCCCGGAGUCUCAUGGCAGUUGGGCGAUGACCAACCAACCGGUUCGCGAGCUGACUCUCGAGGAGGCUUAUGCGGCGCUGGACCACCAGCAAUGA
Molecule: messenger RNA, 1365 nt
Organism: Symbiodinium necroappetens
Lineage: Eukaryota; Dinophyceae; Suessiales; Symbiodiniaceae
Source: the annotation of a GenBank genome assembly